AGAUGCCCCGAUGCCCGCAUGCGUCUGGAACUCUUUAAACGCUACCGUUGGCGGACGUCUGCGAAACGCUACACCGUAUGCAAAGUCUUGUUUCAGUGGUUCGUUCGAUGAAGGGGAGUGUGCAGGGCUGAUAGAUGAGUACCUUGAUCCUGCCAGACGCUCCGACCACUUUGGCGCAUACAUCAACGCCGAAUGGGAGACGUGUCAAGCCACUGCAGAGGAAUGCGCUUUGAGAUGGAUGGGUGCGACGGCAAGGGAUGGACAGUGCAGACAAGGCGCGGUUCCUUCUUAUUAUAUUGAUGUCAGCGACCACACGGAUGUCGCAGCUGCAUUCGAAUUCUCGAGACGUACCGGCGUCCUGGUUGUUAUCAAGAAUACCGGGCAUGAUUACAUGGGCCGGAGCAGUGGACCUGGGGCGCUGGGUAUAUGGACGCACCACUUGAAAUCGAUGUCAUACGACAAGACAUUCGUUCCACAAGGGUGUGAAGCAACGAUGAACCCGGUUCCCGCUGUAACUUUUGGGAGUGGAGCCCAAUUUUCGGAUCUGUUGGCGUUCGCGAAUGAGAAUAACCUCACGAUACCUGGCGGGUCUGAUGCUACAGUCGGUGUUGGAGGAGGGUAUCUGCAGGGUGGCGGUCACAGCCCGCUGUCAAACAUAUUCGGACUAGCAGUGGACCGCGUACUCGAAUAUGAGGUUGCCGUACCCACUGGCGACUUUCUCGUUGCUAACGAGUGUCAGAACCCUGACCUGUUCUUUGCUCUACGCGGAGGAGGGGGUGGAACGUUCGGCGUGGUUAUGCAAGUGACCACACGAGCGCUACCCAGAGCGGAGCUUGUCACUGUAUCAGCGUCGUUCAAGCCUACGACUUCUAUUGAGAGGUUUUUGGAAUUCGUCAUUCCUUAUUCGGUCGGAUGGGCGAAAGAUGGCUGGAGUGGGUACAUAUAUACUGCGGGGAUAUUCCACCUGAGUAAACUCGACACUACGGAGGUCGACGCGCUUGCAUACAUGGCCCCACUCAAGACAUUCCUUUUGGAAGAGCUCUACAUCGAACUGCAAGUGUCGACAAGUCACUCGUACGGAGAUUUCCACGAGAAAUAUCUCCACCUUUCCUCUGUCGGCUUGCCGAAAUGCAUCCCCGUGUUCCCAGCCUCGCGGCUCAUCCCCGCAGAAACCUUUUCUGACUCACCCAAGGAACUUCUGAAAACCCUGAUGCAGCUCAUAAACGCCCUCCCUGCAUCGUUCAUCUUUGCGAAUGCGCCGUAUGUGUUCCCUGGAGAUGGAAAGACGAGCGUGACAGGGGCGUGGAGGAGGAGUAUCUGGGACGUAACCUUUGGCCAGGUAUGGGACUACUCGGCGUCCCCUGCGGAACAAGAAAAGGCGUACCGCAAUCUAUCAAGAAGUAUGGACCCGCUGAGAGCGAUCACGCCUGGAGGCGGAGCAUAUGGAAACGAGGCGGAUGUGUAUGAGCCUGAUUGGGAACGCUCGUUUUGGGGUGAGAAUUAUGAGGAACUGGUGAGGGUGAAGAGGAAGUAUGAUCCGGAGCAUCUUUUAGACUGUUGGCGGUGUGUGGACUGGAAGGGAGCUAGUGAUCCUAGGUACCAUUGUUACUUCUAAGAGCUUGGAGUGAUUCCGAUGCGCCUCUGAAUCUAUGAUGACAGAGCCUCUGCAUGAAGUCGUCCAGCUUGCUCUUUCGAAAAUCCAGCGAGCCUUCGUUUGAUAUAUGGGACAUGGAUUUCUGCAUUUCCUUUUUUUGUGCUUAAUCGAAGCUAAGGGGAUG
Guyanagaster necrorhizus is the source of this 1778-nucleotide messenger RNA. Its product is annotated as FAD-binding domain-containing protein. Lineage: Eukaryota; Fungi; Basidiomycota; Agaricomycetes; Agaricales; Physalacriaceae. The coding region runs from base 11 to 1615 and encodes 534 amino acids. The record is from RefSeq and is a predicted model, not a curated record. The transcript is spliced from 18 exons. Gene Ontology annotation, molecular function: oxidoreductase activity; FAD binding.